AUGGCAGAAUCGUUGUCGGAUACUGGGAAGGCUUUAAGUGCUAAUGUAGCGUGGGACGCUCUUAGUGGUGAAUUUUCGAUCAACAUCUCCACUGGCAAUGUACAAGUAGCACGAGACUUGUGCAAAACUAUAACUAAAGUAGGGGAAGUAACACGAGACGUAGCACGAGACUUGUGCAUUACUGCAGUCUCCCUAGGUGCUCUCUACCUUGGUUAUAAAUUAGUAAAACCACUAAUCGAGACUGCGGUUAAAAGAGGUCUUGGUGAUGAACGAGAUGACCAAGAGGUUCGAGGUAUCCGACCAGGAUCUUUGCAUGUUCUAUUACAUUGUUUUACAGACGAGAGAUUUCUGGAUGUCUUAGCAGAUUAUGAAUCGGGAAAAAUGAAAGAACGCUUGCAGGAAGAGUUAUUACAGAUUGGAAUUAAAGUAGAAGGAUUGAAUGUGGAAAUUGAAAACAUGAUAGAGGUGAACGAAACAAAGGAAGCCAUAAACAAGAGGUAUAUGAUAGAUGUUUUAUAAAAAAUAUAACUAGUGCUGCCUGCGUUUUUAAUUUCAAAUACGAGACUUCUAACUAGCUUUCAUCCUAUAGCUAAACAUCAUCGUUCUCAGGCCCACACGAUGUAAUUUUUUCUUGAGGAUAUAAACAAAUGUACAGUUUAUGGGAAUGCUAACAUUGUUGUAUAAAAAGGGUAAUGUCUUUUUCUAUCUGAAAAGAAUAAUUGUUGGAAAAAAUUUGCAUUGGCAUUUUUUAACGCAGAUCUCAUAUCAACAAGGAUCUUUGUGAGGACGUAAAAAAUAUUGUAACAGAUGAUGCGGAGAGUGAUUUGGAGAUAAAUGUGCAGGUAAGUAUAAAAAUUUAAACUAUAAAUAAAAAUCUCGCUCGUGUAACGGUAUACGAUUUUCUCGAUCGACAACGAACCGUCUCACCUGCAAUUUGUCUUAAAAUGGUUGUAUGAAACAAAAAUUUACCCUAUGGACUGUUGGUGUGCCUAAAAUGAAUAAAAAAUGGCAGUUACAGAUUUACAGUUUAUUCAAUUGUUAUCAUGUUUCCGUUAUGACAAGGUGUUUUCUGAGCCGAGUCACUGACCAUGUUUAACGCAUCAAGUUGCAUUGCGCUCUAGAGAGGCCUGUGGAGGAGGCUACAGUGUGCUCGAAUGCGCCUGAUACAUUAUUAUUUUACUCUGUCUAUACGAUAGACGAUUUUUCUCGUCAAGAGGAGAGCGUUGGCGUUCAGUGAACUGGUUAUAAUCAGACUAUAUGCCAAUGUAACUAGUUAUAAGUCAUUAAGGUUAUAGGACACCCUUUUUGGCGUUUUGCGGAAAAUCGCUACUGUGCGCUCAAAAUCAGUCCGACUUUCAUCAAAUUUUUACCAAAUGUUCGCCAGUGCAUGCAAAAUAUGGUAAAGUUAUAAAAUUAACAAACAAUAAAAUAAUGUAAGAAUUAUUCAGGAAAAUCUUAAAUCGCGGUACCGUUACGCUUUUGAGUUAUGCUCCUGCUGGUUUUAAGUUAUAUUUAUGAAAAUAUCAUUUUUAAACAGUAAAAUAGUUGUUCUAAAAAAUUGUGUUCGGAAAUUUUUGUUUAUUUCGUCAUUCCGCUGAUAUGGCGAUUUCUUUGACGACUGCAAUAUAUUUCUGAAUUGUUUGAGUGAAUUUCUCUUUAUUAUUAAAAUAUCCAAAAUUAGAACAAAACCGAACAUUAUUUUGAAACUGACGUCGUUAGCUAUGUCCUGUGAAAAUUUGAGAGAAAUUCGUUAAAACCCGCAGGAGCACAACUCGUUUGAAAAUCAGUAAUUGCCGUAAAAUUCUUCGGGAGAAAAUUGAAUUUGAAUAUUACAUUUUCAAUGUUUUUCUUAUUGCAGCGAAAUGUAUUUUAUUAAAUAACUCUGCGAGUUUUCAACAUUUUUCGUUCAAACUUGGUCAGGUAGUAGAACUAGUCUAAUGCUUUCAUGGAAACCAAUAAAAAAAAUUUAGGCAAAAUUAACACUCAAAGGUGUUCUGUAACCUUAAGUUGCAUUGCGUCGUAAUGCGCCAUACUUUAUUACUUUAUUACUUUACGAUUUUAAUUUUAAUGGAAAGCGUAAACAAGGCGAAAGAAAUGGUCAGUUUAUGUGGUUUAAUUCGAAACACAACAUCAAAUGCCACGGUUGACAAAACAUAUAACGGUUUCCGUCGCAUAAUUGAUACAAACUGACUUCCGGAAAUCACUUUGAGUAAUAUUCAGAAGCAUUAAAUCCAAAGAAUUAAACUCGACGGAAAAUUCGGCGUCUAAACUAGACCUAAGAUGGAAUAUAGCAGUAAUUGGAAUUAAAAAAGUCUUGAUAUUUACAUACGGUAAAAAAGCGAUAUUUCAUAUUCCCUUCAGUUCUCAUCAGUUCUAACUAAUUAAUUAACUUAAUUAGACAGUAAUUCCUGCGAUUUCCAUUUAUUACUAUAAUUCGUGCAGGGGCAGCGCUAGACGUCUUCGAACAGGGGGAGAGGGAGGGGUGUAAGGAAAUUUUGCCGAGUCAUUCUACCUAUCCAAUUCAUGUUUUCCCGACUACGAAAACAAUUUGCCGACUCGGGUGCAAUAAUUUGCCGAUUACCCAACGACUGCGGCAUGAACACCCCCCCCACACACACACACACACACACACACACACACACACACACACACACACACACACACACACACACACACACACACACACACACACACAUACACACACACACACACACACACACACACACACACACACACACACACACACACACACACACACACACACACAUACAACAUCUCCUAUAGCGCCAUCCCUGAGUUCGUAUAAAUGUAUAAUUAUGGACUUUUGACUGAUAAGUAAAACAAGACCAGGUAUAUCGCACAAGGUACAUUACUGCACGAACGGAUAGAGUACUGAUAUGUAGGCUAGUAACUAAUGUUUUGCGAAGACAACGAUUUAAACAAUUGAACAAUACGUGCAUCUGAAAGAUUCAGUUAAUUCGGUUGAAUUAUUUCCAAGAUAUCAGAUGUUCCCGUUUUGGUAAUCGUCUCAACAAGUUUUUAGCGGGCCUGUUUACACUUGCAAUAUUUGCUGCGAUUUCCUACUUCUGAUGGAUGUGAACGAGUGGAAGAAUUAUGAAUGUUGAGAUGAGGGUACAUAUACUCGGAGCAUCAGAAGACCAAAAUCGCAGCUAAAAUCAUAAUAAAAAUAAUGUAAACAGACCUUUUGAAUACAUCAAUCUUUGAAUGUUUGCGUGGUGAUGAAGGUACCACAAGUCCUAAAAAUUUUUUAAUAAAGUUUAUUGCUCGCCGUCAAUUGAGUGUCUUGUCAAUUGUCGUCAAAUUUCGUUAAAAAAAUUUAAACGAAAAUUAAAAUAAAAAGAUUAGCUCCCUUCUUAAAUACGAAGCCACUAGCCUCAUAAAUUCAUAGUUGUCAUUCUCAAGUUGUAGGAUUCCAAUGUCCAAUAGCAUUUUUGGCAAACGAAAUCCUUUCAGACGAUAAUAUAACUUACCCAACCAUGCUACCUUCUGUUAUUAGAGUGAAAAAGAAGAGAAAAUGAAAAACAACGAUUCACAAUUGGCUGCGAAACAAAAAGCUCUUGAAAGAAUUUUAAAUAUUCGUGGAGAAGAUCAUUCAGACACUGCUCGAAGUUAUUACAGUAUUGGUUUAACACAACAUAAGAUGAAAGAUUACAACUCGGCGUUGGAGUCCCAUCAACAUGCUCUUCAAAUCAGAUUAAAAUUGUUUGGAGAAGACCAUUCUGACACUGCUAGCAGCUAUCACUGCAUUGCUGUCGCACAACAUGAGAUGAAAGAUUACAAGACAGCGUUGGAAUCACAUCAACAUGCUCUUCAAAUAAGAUUAAAACUGUUGAGCCAAGACCAUUCUAGCAUUGCUCGAAGUUAUUAUAACAUUGGAAACACACAAUAUGAGAUGAAAGAUUACAAGUCAGCGUUGGAGUCACAUCAACAUGCUCUUCAAAUCAGAUUGAAACUGUUUGGACAAGACGAUUCUGACACUGCUCUAAGUUAUUACAACAUUGGAAACACACAAUAUGAGAUGAAAGAUUACAAGUCAGCGUUGGAGUCACAUCAACAUGCUCUUCAAAUCAGAUUGAAACUGUUUGGACAAGACGAUUCUGACACUGCUCUAAGUUAUUACAACAUUGGAAACACACAAUAUGAGAUGAAAGAUUACAAGUCAGCGUUGGAGUCACAUCAACAUGCUCUUCAAAUCAGAUUGAAACUGUUUGGACAAGACGAUUCUGACACUGCUCUAAGUUAUUACAACAUUGGAAACACACAAUAUGAGAUGAAAGAUUACAAGUCAGCGUUGGAGUCACAUCAACAUGCUCUUCAAAUCAGAUUGAAACUGUUUGGACAAGACGAUUCUGACACUGCUCUAAGUUAUUACAACAUUGGAAACACACAAUAUGAGAUGAAAGAUUACAAGUCAGCGUUGGAGUCACAUCAACAUGCUCUUCAAAUCAGAUUGAAACUGUUUGGACAAGACGAUUCUGACACUGCUCUAAGUUAUUACAACAUUGGAAACACACAAUAUGAGAUGAAAGAUUACAAGUCAGCGUUGGAGUCACAUCAACAUGCUCUUCAAAUCAGAUUGAAACUGUUUGGACAAGACGAUUCUGACACUGCUCUAAGUUAUUACAACAUUGGAAACACACAAUAUGAGAUGAAAGAUUACAAGUCAGCGUUGGA
This is a messenger RNA of Paramuricea clavata, 4695 nucleotides long. The record is from the annotation of a GenBank genome assembly. Lineage: Eukaryota; Metazoa; Cnidaria; Anthozoa; Malacalcyonacea; Plexauridae.